Panthera uncia (snow leopard) is the source of this 2113-nucleotide messenger RNA. It is a transcript of the gene AK5, whose product is annotated as adenylate kinase 5. Bases 353 to 2041 code for a protein of 562 amino acids. The transcript is spliced from 14 exons. Gene Ontology annotation, cellular component: cytoplasm; cytosol. Gene Ontology annotation, biological process: nucleoside triphosphate biosynthetic process; ATP metabolic process. Lineage: Eukaryota; Metazoa; Chordata; Mammalia; Carnivora; Felidae. Gene Ontology annotation, molecular function: nucleoside diphosphate kinase activity; ATP binding; AMP kinase activity. The record is from RefSeq and is a predicted model, not a curated record.
GAGGCGAGCGGGCUGCUGCCUUGCGUCCGCCGCGCUGUCCGCCCUCCUCCGCUCCCUCCGCCCUCCUCUGGUGGCCGCGCUGCCUGGGAGCCGGGAAAGCCGCUGCUCCAAGCCCGCAGCUCCGGCGCGGGGACCAGCAGCGAGGCGGGGGCGGCGAGAGCGCGGAGACCACAGGCCCCGGGGACAGGCGGAGGGGGGCUCUGGCCUGGGCAGGCAGAGCUGAGCGUGGGAGUGUUUGCGGGUGAGAUCCAGGGCUGCACCCGUGUUCUGCGCGGAGCCCGUCAACCCCAGCCCAGGUCGCCGCAGCCCGGGAACCUCCCCACCCGCGCCCCAAGGCACGCGCGGCACAGCCAUGAACACCAACGAUGCCAAGGAGUAUCUGGCCCGCAGGGAAAUCCCUCAGCUUUUCGAGAGCCUUUUGAAUGGACUGAUGUGUUCUAAGCCUGAAGACCCAGUAGAGUACUUGGAAAGUUGUUUAAAGAAAGUCAAGGAAUUAGGCGGCUGCGACAAGGUGAAGUGGGAUACAUUUGUCAGCCAGGAGAAGAAGACCUUACCUCCGCUCAAUGGAGGACAAUCACGGAGAUCCUUUCUAAGAAAUGUGAUGCCUGAAAAUUCAAACUUUCCAUAUCGGCGGUAUGAUCGUCUCCCUCCAAUCCAUCAAUUCUCCAUAGAAAGUGAUACAGACCUCUCCGAGACUGCAGAGUUAAUUGAGGAGUAUGAUGUUUUUGAUCCUACUAGACCUCGACCAAAAAUCAUACUUGUCAUAGGUGGUCCAGGAAGUGGAAAGGGUACUCAGAGUUUGAAAAUCGCAGAACGUUAUGGAUUCCAAUACAUUUCGGUGGGAGAAUUACUGAGAAAGAAGAUCCACAGUACCAGCAGCAACAGGAAAUGGAGUCUUAUUGCCAAAAUAAUUACAACUGGAGAAUUGGCCCCACAGGAAACAACAAUUACAGAAAUAAAACAGAAAUUGAUGCAAAUACCUGAUGAAGAGGGCAUUGUUAUCGAUGGAUUUCCAAGAGAUGUUGCCCAGGCUCUAUCUUUUGAGGACCAAAUCUGUACUCCCGACUUGGUGGUAUUCCUGGCUUGUGCCAAUCAGAGGCUCAAAGAGAGAUUACUGAAGCGUGCAGAGCAACAGGGGCGGCCGGAUGACAAUCUGAAAGCUACCCAAAGGAGACUAAUGAACUUCAAGCAGAACGCUGCUCCAUUGAUUAAAUACUUCCAGGAAAAGGGGCUCAUCAUGACAUUUGAUGCUGACCGAAACGAAGAUGAGGUGUUCUAUGACAUCAGUGUGGCAGUGGACAGCAAGUUAUUUCCAAACAAAGAAGCUGCAGCAGGUUCGAGUGACCUUGAUCCUUCGAUGAUGUUGGACACAGGAGAGACCAUUGAUACAGGUUCUGAUUAUGAAGAUCAGGGUGAUGACCAGUUAAAUGUAUUUGGAGAGGAUACCAUGGGAGGUUUCAUGGAAGAUUUGAGAAAGUGUAAAAUUAUUUUCAUGAUUGGUGGCCCAGGCUCUGGCAAAGGCACACAGUGUGAAAAGCUGGUGGAAAAAUACGGAUUUACACAUCUCUCGACUGGUGAGCUCCUGCGUAAUGAGCUGUCAUCAGAAUCUGAAAGAAGCAAAUUGAUCAGAGAUAUCAUGGAACGUGGAGACCUGGUGCCCUCACGCAUCAUUCUGGAGCUCCUGAAGGAGGCCAUGUUGGCCAGCCUCAGUGACACCAAGGGCUUCCUGAUUGAUGGCUAUCCCCAGGAAGUGAAGCAAGGGGAAGAGUUCGGACGUAGGGUAAGCUACCCACACCUGGUGAUCUGUAUGGACUGCUCAGCAGACACCAUGACCAACCGCCUUCUCCAGAGGAACCAGAGCAUCCCUAUGGUAGAAAACAACACCACCACCAUUGCCAAGCGCCUUGAAACCUACUACCGAGCAUCCAUCCCUGUGAUUGCCUACUAUGAGAUGAAAACACAGCUACAUAAGGUAAAUGCAGAGGGGACACCGGAGGAAGUUUUUCUUCAACUCUGCACAGCUAUUGACUCUAUUUUCUGAAGGCAAAAAAAGCAUGCGCAUCAAGGAGAGUGGAGACAGAAAAAAUAUUAAAAGGCUCAUCCCUUAACACAA